AGAUGAAAAUGGUGAACGCUAAUGUAACGUGACUAACUAACGUGCACCGUCAUCCUUUCUUUCGCGAGAAGAAAGGCACCUGGCCUUCACCCACGUAUAUAAGUCCACCUCCGCAUUCUGUCUUUUCCCUUUUAUCUCUCCACACUUCUGUAGGUAGUCCUCCAUAACUCUCUGUAGCAUACAACGGAUUCAGAGCACAAAAUCGUAGUAGAAGGAGCGAUGGCGGCACUACAGUAUCUUGACACCCUGAGGAAUACUCACCCGGAGCUUUCUGAGUGGUACAACACGCUUGCAGAUCUGUACCAGCGCAAACUCUGGCACCAGCUCACCCUCAAGCUCGAACAGUUUGUCGCCCUCGCUGUCUUUCAGGCUGGUGAUGCUCUAAUACAGCUGUACCACAAUUUCAUAACCGAGUUUGAGACAAAGAUCAAUCUCCUCAAGCUUGCUCAUUUUGCUGUCAUAGUUUCCCGGCAGUAUUCGGAGAAAGAGGCUGCCAUAAAUUAUCUUGAAGGAGUGAUUGAAAAGCUUCGUAAUACAAAAGAGAUGCGCAUUGAGGAGCCUAUUCUUUAUAUAAAGAUGCAGAUUGCUACUUUUAAGCUUGAGCAAGAAGAUCAUAAAGAGUGCAAGAAACUCUUAGAGGAUGGGAAGAGUACACUUGAUAGCAUGACUGACAUUGACCCAUCUGUGUAUGCCAGCUACUAUUGGGUUUCAUCUCAACUUCAUAAAUCUUGUCAAGAAUUUGCAGAUUUCUAUAAAAGCGCUCUUCUUUAUUUAGCUUACACUUCUGUGGAGUCUCUGUCAGAAUCAUUUAAGCUGGAUUUGGCAUUUGAUUUGUCCCUAUCAGCAUUGUUGGGGGAAAACAUUUACAACUUUGGAGAACUCCUUGCUCAUCCAAUUGUAAAAAGUCUCAUAGGGACUAAGGUAGAAUGGCUAUACUAUAUUCUGGAAGCAUUCAACUCUGGCAACUUGGUUCGUUAUCAAGAAUUGUGCCAGGUUCAUAUGGCUGCUCUUAGUGCCCAACCAGCAUUGGUGCAGAAUGAGAAGAACCUUCUGGAGAAAAUUAACAUUCUCUGCUUGAUGGAGAAUAUUUUUAGUCGACCAUCAGAAGAUAGAACUAUUCCAUUAUGUGUCAUAGCUGAACGAACAAAGCUUACUGUGGAAGACGUGGAGUAUCUUCUUAUGAAGAGCCUUUCAGUGCAUCUGAUUGAGGGAAUUAUUGAUCAAGUUGAGGAAACAGUUUAUGUUUCCUGGGUUCAACCAAGAGUUUUGGGGAUUCCUCAAAUCAAAUCAUUGCGUGAUCGACUGGACAAUUGGAUGGAGAAAGUACACACUGCAUUGUUAUCUGUUGAGGCAGAAACCCCUGAUUUAGUCGCAGCAUAACUUUAGAUCCGAACCUUGUCAUAUUCAUCUGCCACUCUCUUUCUGGCCAGAACAUAGUCUUAUGUCGGAAGAGGGCAAAUUUAAGUUUCUUUGUUGACCCGUGUGCUUAAUCACAUAAUUGCUCGCAUUUUCAAUUUUUGUUUUAGGGAAGCAGCAACAUAUUUCUCAUAAUUUCAAGUUGUGCCUUGGUACUCCCUACAUAACAGACAACUGUUUCUACUGCCUCAAUUAUCUCAUGCAUGGAACGGUGUAGAAC
Olea europaea var. sylvestris is the source of this 1636-nucleotide messenger RNA. RefSeq names its product 26S proteasome non-ATPase regulatory subunit 13 homolog A-like. The transcript is spliced from 6 exons. Bases 220 to 1380 code for a protein of 386 amino acids. The record is from RefSeq and is a predicted model, not a curated record. Gene Ontology annotation, biological process: ubiquitin-dependent protein catabolic process. Lineage: Eukaryota; Viridiplantae; Streptophyta; Magnoliopsida; Lamiales; Oleaceae. Gene Ontology annotation, cellular component: proteasome regulatory particle, lid subcomplex; nucleus; cytosol. Gene Ontology annotation, molecular function: structural molecule activity.